This is a messenger RNA of Teleopsis dalmanni, 1737 nucleotides long. Its product is annotated as probable dolichyl pyrophosphate Glc1Man9GlcNAc2 alpha-1,3-glucosyltransferase. Gene Ontology annotation, cellular component: endoplasmic reticulum membrane. Gene Ontology annotation, molecular function: dolichyl pyrophosphate Glc1Man9GlcNAc2 alpha-1,3-glucosyltransferase activity. The coding region runs from base 154 to 1737 and encodes 527 amino acids. The record is from RefSeq and is a predicted model, not a curated record. NCBI's taxonomy places the organism in Eukaryota, Metazoa, Arthropoda, Insecta, Diptera, Diopsidae. The transcript is spliced from 6 exons. Gene Ontology annotation, biological process: protein N-linked glycosylation.
UAUUUUAGCAUUUGAUUUACAAAGUUAUAAAGUUAUUUUUUUACAGUGUUGGACUUACAAAAAAUUGACAUAAAAAUUUAUAUGGCAACGGCGUCAUGUGUUUAUAUCACCUGAAAAGUUCGAAGAUCGCAUGCCGGCGUAAACAUAUUAACGAUGGGUUUCCAAAGCUAUUUCUGGACGAUUUUUGGAGCGGUAACAGGCCUAAAGCUAAUGCUUAUACCAUCAUAUCAUUCCACUGACUUUGAGGUACAUCGGAACUGGUUAGCAAUUACUCAUUCUCUUCCAUUAAAUCGCUGGUAUUAUGAUGCAACAAGUGAAUGGACAUUGGAUUAUCCUCCUUUCUUCGCUUAUCUAGAAUGGGGAUUAUCGAAAAUCGCGUAUCUUAUUGAUCCGAAGAUGCUGCAGCUGAAUAACCUAAAUUACUGCUCCAGUGAGACCAAACACUUUCAACGUAUAUCUGUUAUGGCUUUAGACUUUGUUUACGCCCUCGGUGUAAUAAGCUGUUUAAAAGUUUUGCGUAUUUCAAAGAAAUCACAUAAACACUUUACAGCCGAGGUGCUGCUGUUAUUCAAUGUUGGCCUUUUAUUCUUGGAUCAUAUACACUUUCAGUAUAAUGGGUUUCUAUAUGGUAUAUUGCUAUUAAGCAUAAGUUUCUUACUAGAGGAACGAUAUUUGUGGUCAGCUUUCACAUUUUCAAUUUUAUUAAACUUUAAACAUAUAUUUUUAUAUGUAGCUCCAGUAUAUGCAGUGUAUUUAUUGAAAUUUUACUGCUUGAAUAAGACACAAACAUUUGUGGGGAAGUUUCUAAAAUUAAUUGUUGUGGGUUUAUUGCCGUUCGUUGUUUCAUUCGGACCCUUCUGGAACCAUUUGCCACAGAUUCUGAAUCGUUUGUUUCCUUUUAAACGUGGUCUUACUCAUGCUUACUGGGCUCCAAAUAUUUGGGCAAUAUAUAACAGCAUUGACAAAUUUGCAGCUAUAGCACUGGCUAAACCAAAAAGUGGAUCUUCGACUACUUCAGGUCUUGUUCAGGAAUACGAUCAUAUUGUAUUACCAAAAGUUACUCCAAUAAUUACUUUUGUGUUGACUAUACUGUUUAUGUUGCCUGUGCUCCUGAAAUUAUUAUUUUAUACAAAAAAAAGUGAGAGUGGAAUCGUGUUCCUGCGUGCUGUUGUUUUAUGUUCAUGUACUUCAUUUAUGUUUGGAUGGCAUGUGCAUGAGAAAGCGAUUCUAAUGUCUUUACUUCCACUUUGUUUCUUAAGCAUUUUAAAUUCAAAAGACGCUUCUUACUGUAUUUGGUUCAGCAUAAUUGGAUACUUUUCACUAUUCCCGCUAUUAUUUGACAUUGAUUUGUUAGUAAUUCGUUAUUCACUUUAUUUGGGGUAUAUAUCUUUUAUGCUGGCGCAGUUAGUACGCAUCCAUAAAAUGAAGCCAUCUGUGAACGUACUUCAUGUAUUGUAUGUAACUGGACUUUUGAUAAUACCUUUAUAUGAGCACCUGAGUCCAUUGUUGGGGUUGCAACAAAAAUUACCGUUCAUGACUUUACUAUUAACUUCUUUGCAUUGCGGUGCAGGUCUUCUUUACGCCUAUAUUCAAUACUAUAUUCAUACACUGACAGAUAGAAUAAAAAUCAGUACUGAUUCAGUGGUUGAAAAAGAAUCAAAACCAAAAAUGUUGAAGAAUUCAUCAUCUAGUAAAAAUAAUAAUAAGUCCAAAACAAAGCUUUCUGAUUUGGGUUAG